Messenger RNA from Malania oleifera, 2656 nucleotides. Its product is annotated as proline-rich receptor-like protein kinase PERK4. Gene Ontology annotation, biological process: protein phosphorylation. NCBI's taxonomy places the organism in Eukaryota, Viridiplantae, Streptophyta, Magnoliopsida, Santalales, Ximeniaceae. The coding region runs from base 1 to 2130 and encodes 709 amino acids. The transcript has 11 exons. Gene Ontology annotation, molecular function: protein kinase activity; ATP binding. The record is from RefSeq and is a predicted model, not a curated record.
AUGGGCAAGCUGGAGAUGGCUGCAUACCCUGGAAACCAUGAUUCCCGGUCUUCUGUCUCUGGUUCUUAUAAUAGCCACCUCUCUUCCACGCGGCACGGCCAACUCCCUGCUGGAAACCAGAAGCGUCCUUUCCCUCUCUUGCCUGUGAGGAUCCUCCUAGUUGCCUUCCCCUCGCAGUUAGAAGUACGCCUCCAACUCUCAAUCAUAAUGGAAUCAUUCUUUGAGAGUGUAACCCCGGAUUCUCCCCCUGACUCAUCAUCGUCAUCGUCAUCGUCAUCCUCUUCUUCCUCCGCAUCAUCAUCAUCAUCAUCAUCAUCACCACCACCACCAUCAUCGUCAUCUUCACCACCACCACCAUCAUCGUCGUCGUCAUCGGUGCCGCCUCCAUCUCCACAAACGCCAUCCUCAUCGCCACCACCGGCAACACCACCGCCCAAAGCCUCGCCGCCACCGGCCUCCCCGCCCCCAACGAAUGCAUCUCCUCCGCCACCUUCGCCCUCGGAUUCGGACUCUUCACCUCCACCGCCAGAUUCCUCAACGUCCCCACCCCCUCCCCAGUCAUCGAAUGUGCCACCUCCUCCAAAUAAUUCCAACUCUCCCCCACCGGCAGUGUCUCACGGUCAUAAUAGUUCUUCGCCAUCAUCGUCGUCAUCGGAAUCAUUACCACUCAUAAUAGGAGUUGCGGCUGGUGGAGGAUUCCUAUUGCUUGUGAUGAUAGCCAUAGUCUUCGCAUGUGUUUCUCGAUCAAAGAAAAAGAGAAGGCCUCACGAUCAGAUGCAAUACUACAGGGAUCAUUCCCAAGGAGCAAAAGGUGCUUUAUCUAGCGAAUAUUACAACAGUUCCCAACACAUGGACCACAUCGUAAAGAUUCCGCCGCCGCCAGGCGGAGCCUGGUCGUCGGGGCCGCCGACGCACACGAUGAGCAGCGGCGAGCGAAGCUCCAACUACUCGGGCCCCUACCACCCGCCGUUGCCGCCGCCGCACCCGACCGUCGCUCUGGGCUUCAACAAGAGCACCUUCACGUACGACGAGCUCGCGGCGGCAACCGGCGGAUUCUCGCAGUCGAAUAUGCUGGGGCAGGGCGGGUUUGGGUACGUCCACAAGGGGGUGCUACCCACGGGCAAGGAUAUCGCAGUGAAGAGCUUGAAAUCGGGCAGUGGGCAGGGGGAGAGAGAGUUCCAGGCGGAGGUGGAGAUCAUCAGCCGCGUCCACCACCGCCACCUCGUGUCGUUGGUGGGGUAUUGCAUCGCCGGAAGCCAGAGGCUGUUGAUUUAUGAAUUUGUUCCCAAUAAUACCCUUGAAUUCCAUCUCCAUGGAAAGGGACGUCCCACCAUGGAUUGGCCCACAAGGCUGCGCAUAGCUCUGGGAUCUGCCAGAGGGCUUGCUUACCUUCAUGAAGAUUGCCAUCCCCGCAUUAUCCACCGUGACAUCAAAGCUGCCAAUAUUCUCCUUGACUAUAAUUUCGAAGCCAAGGUAGCUGAUUUUGGAUUGGCAAAGCUAUCCACAGACACCAACACUCAUGUUUCAACCAGAGUCAUGGGAACAUUUGGGUACUUGGCGCCAGAGUACGCAGCGAGCGGAAAGCUAACUGAGAAAUCUGAUGUUUUCUCCUUUGGUGUUAUGUUGCUGGAAAUGAUAACUGGAAAACGCCCUGUCGAUCCCACCGAUGAUGAUAUGGAUGACUGCUUGGUGGAAUGGGCUCGACCGCUUCUUUUGCGUGCGAUGGAAGAUGGAAACUAUUCGGGAGUCGUGGAUCCACGCUUGGAGAACAAUUACGACACCCACGAGAUGGGAUGCAUGAUAGGAUGUGCUUCUGCAGCCAUUAGGCACUCUGCCAGGAGGCGUCCUAAAAUGAGCCAGAUUGUGCGUGCAUUGGAGGGCGAUGUUUCAUUGGACGAUUUACACGAAGGGGUGAAACCCGGUCAUAGCGCGUUCUUUGGCUCGAAUGGCAGUGGUGACUUUGAUGCAAAUGGAUAUAAUGCAGAGAUGAGGAAGCUUAGGAAUGCUGGAAUUUCAAGCCAGGAAUUCACGAGCAGCGAGUAUGGGCGCUCCGGUGAGCAAACCCGUUUUUCUCCGAGCAUGAACUCGAAAGAAAUGAGCCUGAAUGGGGGCCAGAGGCACAUCAUUUGAGCAAGUCAAGUCCUGAAAAUUUUAAAAAAGUUGAAAAAAAAAAUGAUGAAGAAGAAGAAGAAGAAGAAGAAGAGAGGAUCAUGGAUCAUAGUUGAGCAAAUGAGUUUCAAGGCUUUAUAAUUAUUGGGGCUAUGUUUCUAACUCCUAACAUGACUUUCUGUGGCAAAUGCAUUAACCAGUGUGCAAACUUGAGUUAUUUUGAGCAGUGGGCAGCUCCAAUUGUUCAGGCUCUUGAACAAAUAUACUACUGAAGGUGUUAAUGGCAUCUGCCUUGGAUCCAUUAUGAAACUGCAUAUUAAUUAAUCCCAUUUUUUGUAACAAUGUUCAUAAAUGGAAAUUUAAUUCGUUGGAGAUCCAUUGGAUUAAUAUAUAGAGACUUGUAAUCUCACUCAUAUAUUAUAUAUGAUAUAUGACAAAGCAUGUACUGGAGGAGUUUAAAAGAGCUUGUAUACUUGGUGUUGUAUGAAAUAUAUGUUGUUUACAGUUAGUAGAAAAAUGGUUUAAUUUGAAGGCUUAUUUAUGCUAA